AUGCCUUCCAAGUCACGGGGCUUGAGAACCUCUACGGGCUGCCUGACGUGUCGGAAGCGCCGGGUAAAGUGCGACGAAGGUCGACCAGACUGCCAAAACUGCAAGAGAGUCAAUCGCGAGUGUAUCUAUGCUGAGAAACCCUCUGCACCUCGGCGACCACGCGCCUUGAGUGCUCGCAGGCCGGAAGAUGAACCAAAUGCCACUGACUCAGUGCAACCAACCAGCGAGGCUGGGGCAAGUGCUUCGAUAACAAGAAAUGGACUAAACCCAGCGCCUGUGGGCCACGUCCCAUCGUGGAUACCAUUUCCCCCAGAUCACGCAGUACUUCCCGGUAAUAUCAUUCCUGACGAUGGGUUCGUUCUUGACGAUAGACUUUUUACUUUUGGGGAUAGUCUGACACCUAAUUUCGGUCCUGUUGAAUGGUACGACUUGCUCGCAGAAGACGCAAUUAGCAGCAUGCAAGGGCAACCUCAGAACAAUCGCCGGGACUUUGACAUCACCACUUUAUCGAGAAGACAGUCUCCCCGCCAAUCUGUUGCUUUGGAAGCGGGUGAUGGCCUUUUCAGUCCCGUCAAUGUCCAGUCAGUGGCUAUCCCGACCCAGCCAUGGAAUACCGAGACAACAAUCGAGCUCAAGCAGGAAGAAAUAAUCUACUUCGAACACUAUGUGGCCGUCGUAGCGCCUAUAUUGGAUCUAUUCGACCCCGACAAACACUUCGCUAACGUGGUACCGCAUCUUGCCUUGCGCAAUGUAGGAUUACUCAAGUCAAUCUUGGCCGUUGGUGCAUGUCACAUGGCACUCUUCCAAGACCAGAAAAUUGGCAAUGAAGCGCCAGCACACGUGCAGCCCGGUACGCCUGCAUCUGGUUCCGGUGCCCACACAGCUACACGAAAGGUUGCUGAGCAGUUCCACUACGAAACGCUGCAUUAUUUGUCGAAAAACUUGAUUUAUCAGUCAUAUACGGGUUCCUAUGAGAUUUUGACGACUGCCAUUAUGAUCUCCAUGUACGAGAUGUUUGGAACAGUCGGAAAUCCCGACCACAGCAACUGGGACCGUCAUCUAAGGGGAGCUUUUUGGAUCCAGCGUAACUCGAGAACAAGUGGAGAAUCUAAAAAUGGAUUACAGCGUGCAGUGUGGUGGGCAUGGCUACGACAAGAUAUAUGGGCGGCCUUCUGGACCGGGAGACCGGCACUGACUAUACACCAACCAAAGACUCCAAUGGCAGAGCUUUCGUCUGAAGGACUAGCCACACGCGUCGUAUACAUUGCUGCAAAAUGCGUGCAGUUUGCUGCAACACCGAAACAGGGUGACAUUGCUGGAUAUAUUGAAGCAGGGGAAACUCUUUUGCGAAUGCUUGAUGCAUGGAAGGAGCUUCUUCCAGCGUCAUUUGACCCCAUCCCUAUCGCUUCUGCGCCUCAAGGGACUUCACCAUCCUCCCCAUUGGUUCCAAGUAAUAUCAAACCCAUUUGGAUUCACCCGCCUGCAUAUGCCGCUGCUAUUCAAACCUACCAUUUUGCGAGAAUAAUUGUCCUGCUCAACCAACCUUCUACAGGUGGUCUCAACGCAUACCAGACUCGCUUCAAACUGCUUCAUGAGAGUACAUCAACCAUAUGCGGCAUUGCUAUAGCUGAACAAUCACAAAAUCUCCCCUCGGCCUUCGUAAGCUUCCAAGCUAUAUAUGCAGCCGCACUCUGUGCUGAGACGAAAGAAAAGCAAGAGGAAAUCCUCCAAAUACUCAGGCCGGUCUUGAGCUUCAGCAAGUUUCCUUCCAUGUCCAUAUUAGACGAUCUGACCAAUGUCUGGAAUGGUGGCGAGAGCGGAUAA
This is a messenger RNA of Exserohilum turcica Et28A, 1824 nucleotides long. RefSeq lists its product as uncharacterized. Gene Ontology annotation, biological process: positive regulation of transcription by RNA polymerase II. Gene Ontology annotation, molecular function: zinc ion binding; DNA-binding transcription factor activity, RNA polymerase II-specific; transcription cis-regulatory region binding. The transcript has 4 exons. The record is from RefSeq and is a predicted model, not a curated record. Lineage: Eukaryota; Fungi; Ascomycota; Dothideomycetes; Pleosporales; Pleosporaceae. Gene Ontology annotation, cellular component: nucleus. Bases 1 to 1824 code for a protein of 607 amino acids.